AUGUUUCGAAUUAACUCCUGGCAAAUACCCUUUAGAAGAUUUUUUCAUCUAUCUUCCCUGUCUUCUGGAAAGCUUGAAAAUAACACUGCAUUAAUAACUGGUGGCUCCAGAGGCCUAGGGCUUUCCAUUGCGAGAAGUUUAGCGUCUGAAGGCAGUAACGUUGUUUUGUGUGGAAGAAAUUCAUCAAGCCUACAAGAAAAUGUAUCAAAAUUACCGAUUAUUCACGAGGGACAGAAACAUGCAUUUAUCUCUUGUGACUUGUCCGAUAUUGAAGAGAUUAAUAAGCGAUUCACCAUUCAACCUAAAAAGGACCUGGUUAACUUAUCCAUGGCGGAUCAUUUACUUCAGAAAACCAACAUUCUCAUCAAUUGCGCUGGAGUCAUGCAAACUAGUCUUCUUUUACAAACCAGCACUGAUGAAAUAUCAAAAAUUGUGAACACAAACCUACUUGCCCCGAUAGUAUUGUCCCAAAAACUAUCCAAAAUCAUGAUGCGUCCCUCAGUACGAAAGGCUGCACCAAACAGAUUAAUAGUCAAUAUGUCCUCGGGAUUGGGAGAAAUUCCUUUCAAAGGUACUUCGGUAUAUGGAGCGACCAAAAGUGGCUUGAAUAUUUUCACGAGAACUUUAGCCAGUGAGUUACAAAGAGUCGGCAUUAGGGUCAAUUGCAUUAGUCCAGGUUUGAUUCGUGACACCGAUAUGGGCCAAACAGAUGUUAUUCGAGAACAAUUGUCGGAUAUCUCUGGUUUUGGGAUCUGUGAGAAAAAAGAUGUCGUACAGCAAGUAAUGAACUUGAUUCAAGAUGCUACGGUGUCUGGUAAAAAUAUUCCUGUCGGUUUUACCAGAUGA
Molecule: messenger RNA, 846 nt
Organism: Saccharomycopsis crataegensis
Lineage: Eukaryota; Fungi; Ascomycota; Saccharomycetes; Ascoideales; Saccharomycopsidaceae
Product: 3-oxoacyl-[acyl-carrier-protein] reductase (NADPH)
Exons: 1
Coding region: 1-846 (281 amino acids)
Molecular function (GO): oxidoreductase activity, acting on the CH-OH group of donors, NAD or NADP as acceptor
Source: RefSeq, a predicted model, not a curated record